Penicillium verhagenii is the source of this 3033-nucleotide messenger RNA. RefSeq lists its product as uncharacterized. Lineage: Eukaryota; Fungi; Ascomycota; Eurotiomycetes; Eurotiales; Aspergillaceae. Gene Ontology annotation, cellular component: endoplasmic reticulum membrane. The record is from RefSeq and is a predicted model, not a curated record. The coding region runs from base 1 to 3033 and encodes 1010 amino acids. Gene Ontology annotation, biological process: protein N-linked glycosylation; oligosaccharide metabolic process. Gene Ontology annotation, molecular function: Glc3Man9GlcNAc2 oligosaccharide glucosidase activity. The transcript is spliced from 9 exons.
AUGGUGCUGAUCGACAAGCAUGAGCAUCUUACCGAGGAGGAAAAGCGCCUAAAGGAGGAUCGCGAGAGAACUCGUUACUGGAAGAAAUGGGGCCCUUAUGUGGCCGAGCGACAGUGGGCGACCGUUCGUGAGGAUUACUCUGAAGAUGGUGAUGCCUGGAGCUACUUUUCCCAUGACCAUGCUCGUGAGUACCUCAAGGAGCGUCUGUUCGGUCUCUCCAACCCACAAGGCAACCAUGGUGAGAGUGUAAAGGAAGCGCACUUCCAUGUCGAUAAUACCCCUACGCACUCGUACAUGAAGUUUCUCUACAAAUAUCCCCAGACCAAGUUCCCCUACGAACAAUUGGUUGAAGAAAAUGCGAAACGAUCACGCUUGGAACCGGAGUUCCAAAUCCUCGAUACCGAUGCAUUCAAGGAUAACAAGUACUGGGACAUUUUCAUCGAGACUGCCAAGGAGGGUGACGAUGAAGACGAGCUGAUCUUCCGAGUUAUCGCAUACAACCGUGGUCCGGAUCCAGCUCCCUUGCACAUUGUCCCUCAAGUGUGGUUCCGAAACACCUGGUCUUGGGGCUACGAGAAACAAAAGGCUAGACCCAUAAUCAAGGAAGACGGCCCGCGAGUUGCCAAAUCCAACCACGAGAAGCUGGGAGAGCGUUACGCAUGCUUCGCACCAUCUCCCCCUGUGGGCGAUGGAGAUGAAGAUAUUCAACCUCAGUUGCUCUUCACAGAGAAUGAGACCAACAACAAAAAGCUUUGGGGUACCGAGAAUGACCAGCCCUACGUGAAGGAUGCUUUCCAUCGCUUUAUCGUCGACGAUGAGAAAGACGCUGUCAACCCAGACAAAGAAGGAACCAAGCUCGCAGCCUGGUAUGCGUUCGAUGAUGGCGACGAGGUUCCACCAGGUGAAUGUGCGGUGGUUCGUUUCCGUUUCUCUCGGAAGAAGGUUGAGUUUGUCGACGAGGAGGAGAUUGAUGAUGUGAUUGAGUCGCGUCUUGCUGAGGCAGAUGACUUUUAUCACAACAUCAGCCCCCUCCCCAUGAGCGAGGAUCUCCGAAACAUUCAGCGACAGGCCUUCUCCGGUAUGAUGUGGUGCAAGCAGUACUAUAACUUUAUCUACGAUCAAUGGAGCACCGGUGACCCAGCUGAAAUCCCCCCACCGCCUGGUCGGAAGGGUAUUCGGAAUGAACAGUGGCGCCAUCUGUACAUCGACGACAUUCUGUCGAUGCCAGACUCAUGGGAGUAUCCCUUCUUUGCUGCAUGGGAUACCGCAUUCCACUGCAUUCCCCUCGCUAUGAUGGAUCCCGAUUUUGCGAAGAAGCAAUUGGACCUCAUGACUCGUGAAUGGUACAUGCAUCCUAAUGGUCAGCUCCCUGCCUAUGAGUGGAACUUUGGUGAUGUCAACCCACCAGUGCACGCAUGGGCUGUCUUCCGUACUUUCAAGAUUGAACGCAAGAUGUAUGGACGCCAGGAUUUGGAUUUCCUCGAGCGUGUUUUCCAGAAAUUGCUUCUCAACUUCACUUGGUGGGUCAACCGCAAGGAUUCGGAUGGCAAGAACGUCUUCGAGGGCGGUUUCUUGGGUCUUGAUAACAUUGGACUGUUCAACCGGUCCGAGCCAUUGCCCACAGGUGGUGUCCUUGAGCAGGCUGAUAGCACAGGCUGGAUGGCUUUCUACUGCCUGUGCAUGCUCAACAUUGCCUUGGAGCUGGCUAAGCACCGCAGGACGUACGAAGAUAUUGCAUCCAAAUUCUUCGAGCACUUUAUCCUCAUUAGUGAUGCGAUGACAUUCCGCAAUGGUGAGGAUAACAUUGAGUCCCUUUGGAACGAGAAGGAUAGCUUCUACUAUGAUGCCAUCUCUUACGGCGGACCAUGGACUCAGCAAUUGCCCAUCCGUUCUUUGGUGGGAUUGAUCCCACUGUACGGUGUGCUAACCCUUGAGCCGGAGCUGAUCAACAAGUUCCCCUCGUUCAAGCGACGAUUGGAAUGGUUUGUCGAGAACAAGGCCGAUGUGGCCGAGCGUAACAUUGCUAGCAUCAAGACCCGAGGUAAGGGUGAUCGACUUCUGCUAGCACUCGUGAGCAAGGACCGCCUGGAGAAGAUUCUCAAGCGCAUGCUCGAUGAGACCGAGUUCCUGUCAAAGGGCGGCAUUCGUUCCAUGUCCAAAUACCACGAGGAGAACCCAUACUCCAUGGACGUCAAUGGCGAGACGUUCAAGGUCGGCUAUGUUCCCGGUGAUUCGGAUAGCGCCGUCUUCGGCGGUAACAGCAACUGGCGUGGACCGAUCUGGCUAUGCGUCAAUUUCCUGCUGGUCGAGUCUCUGCUUCGCUUCUACAUGUUCUACGGCGACUCUUUCAAGGUAGAGUGCCCAACUGGCUCCGGUGACUAUAUGCAUCUGGGCCAUGUAGCCGAGGAGCUUCAGCACCGCAUGCAGCAUCUCUUUGCUCGAAAUGACGAAGGACGCCGUGCCUGCAACGGUGAUAAUGAUCUCCUUGAUUUCGACGAGCACUGGAAAGACUACAUGUGGUUCAACGAGUUCUUCGACGGUGACACCGGUCGCGGCUUGGGUACGUCCCACCAGUGCGGCUGGACGGGAUUGAUCGCAAAGAUCAUCCAUGACACAGGUAUCAACUGCCGUCUCCCCCAGACCCCACGUGGGCCCUUCGCCGCCGCUUCCCACUACUUCGACGACAUCUUCUCGCGUUCCGGUCGCGGCCGUGGAAUCGGCUCCAGAAGACCCUCUAUUCGCCGCUCUUCUACAAACCGAUCCAUCGGCAACCGUAGUGACUUUAAUUCGACCAUUGCGGGCGAUGCCACCCCGGGUGCAUCCUCUAUUCUGGACGACGACGAACAGAACAGCCGCCCUAUCAGCCGCCGUGGAAGCACCCCCGCCCUCAAUGAAGAUGGCCAGCGCGAGGAACACAUCAACCACUAUGUUGAGAGCCAGCUGCAGCGUGUGCGUAGCUCUGCCUCGAUUGCGACCUACGAGGAUGAGCUCGAGACGCAGGCUGAACAGGAGAACGGACACUCUGACCACUGA